Molecule: messenger RNA, 2024 nt
Organism: Aethina tumida (small hive beetle)
Lineage: Eukaryota; Metazoa; Arthropoda; Insecta; Coleoptera; Nitidulidae
Product: protein tyrosine phosphatase domain-containing protein 1
Exons: 10
Coding region: 2-1831 (609 amino acids)
Biological process (GO): protein dephosphorylation; cilium assembly
Molecular function (GO): protein tyrosine/serine/threonine phosphatase activity; protein tyrosine phosphatase activity
Source: RefSeq, a predicted model, not a curated record
CAUGGAGCAACUGUCUCCGAACCAGCCGCACUCGAACAAACUGCAAGUGCAAGCGAAUUACAACAAACUAUCGGACCACAUCAGAAGAUUGACCCCGCAGGGGGUGCAGUGCAGUGUGUUUUGUGGGGGAGUCAACUGUAAAUAUGAGAAUCCCGAAAAUUGGAAGGCGGACAGUUUGGCUCUGCAGGGAAUAUAUUCGCAUUGGAUCACCGAUGACAUACUGGCGAUGGCAAGGCCCAGUACACUAACAAUAGUACAAAAAAACGUGAUACAACAGUUCGAAAGUUUGGGCAUAAAAAGUAUUAUUAAUCUACAAUGUCCCAGGGAACACGCGAGUUGUGGACAACCAUUAGACGAUUCGGGAUUUUCGUAUGACCCGAAUAUUUUUAUGGAAAACAACAUAUAUUAUUACAAUUUCACAUGGAAAGAUUACGGCGACGCCACAUUAUUAGGUCUUCUGAACAUGGUAAAAGUCAUCGCCUUUGCCAUAACGGAGGGCAGAGUUGCGAUUCACUGUCAUGCAGGGUUGGGCAGGACAGGUGUGUUGAUUUCGUGUUAUUUGGUCUACGCACUGAGAGUGUCGGCGAACGACGCCAUCAGAUAUGUUAGAUUGAAGAGGCCAGGAUCGGUGCAAACGAAAGGACAAAUCGUUUGCGUUAGACAUUUUGCUCAAUUUAUUCUUCCCAAAACCAUUACAUUUUUUAUAAGAGAUACCAAUGAAGAUAAAUAUAUGAACCAAUUUUCGUUGCAAAGGUUCUUGAGAAGGCAACAAGUCUGUCUCCAUGGCUACGAGGAAAGAAACUUUAAAUAUAUUCCAAAGAUUAUACAUUUUAUAUGUGAACGUAUGUUAAAACUGUGUGCAUGUUGGGUGGAAGAAUUCCCCGCCUCCAAUAUUCCAUACACCGCUAAUUUCCUAACGGCCACGAUGCACGAAAAAAUGGAAAGACAAAACAGCAUCUACAGCAUAAACUGCAUCAGUUCAGACGCAAUUUAUCAAUUAAGCGAAAGCCUACAAUCUCCAUCGACUCCAUCAAACGACAUCUACUCGGCACCCUCAAGUCCAAACCCUUCUGAGAACGGCGACGCCAGCGACACCUUUUCUGAGUUCAGCACCUUGGAUGGGGAGGAGAUGAACGAGGAGUUGUUGUUGCAGAACAACUGUUUCAAAAAGCUGGAAAUAAAACGGAAGUUCCUGCAGGAACAAAACCUGGAAGACUGCAACACCUACGACGCCACGAGUCUGGUCGAAGCCCUGCUGAUGGACUACAACGAACUGGGCAGUGACUACAAGAAGAUCAUUAAACAGUACCAACAUCAAAUCAACAACUCCCAGCUGGGGUGGCUGAAGUUGUCCGUGGAGAAGGAUUUGAGAAUACUGGCGGGGCUUCUGUAUGAAUGGUUGGAGAAUUUGAAGACCCCCAUCAUAUCGAUUCAUUGUUUUGAACACAUCGUCAUUAAUUACAAACAGGCUGACGUUUGCUUCCAAAAAUUCCCCGUGGAAGAUGCUUAUUUGAUAGAGUACAUGUUAAGAUUUUUGUCUAAAAUACAACCAAUAAGUAAGGAAGACCAAGAACGUGUUCUGAAGAGGUUCGUGGCCGCUUUCGCACAUCAAAGUGUUGUGAUCGAUGGGAAAGUUCUACCUUCAGAGAAAGGUUUCAAAAGAGUGCGCGAUGGGACGUUCGCCUGUACGAUGAUAUUCCUCCAGUCACUUCUGGAGCUAAUUGACGACCACCACACACAGAAAACAGCAUUACCAAACAUAAGCGUGCAGGACGAAGACGAUGAUGACGAUGAGGUCGAGUAUGGAAGUGCAGAAAAUGAGAAUCUGUAAUUUUGACUGUGUGCCAAUGGUGUUUUUCUCUAAAAAAGUGUGAUAAAUAUAUUAUAUUGAAAUGUAAAGCAUGUUAAGAUAUUAAUUCUGUCUACUUCAAAUUUUUAUAAUGUUUUUCUUGAUGUAUUCUCAAUAUUGUCCAGGCUUAAAUGAUAAUAAGUUUUAUAAUGUAAUUUUAUGAAAAAAUAUAUGA